Messenger RNA from Macadamia integrifolia, 2328 nucleotides. RefSeq names its product putative disease resistance protein At1g59780. The coding region runs from base 1 to 2328 and encodes 775 amino acids. The record is from RefSeq and is a predicted model, not a curated record. The transcript is spliced from 3 exons. Gene Ontology annotation, molecular function: ADP binding. NCBI's taxonomy places the organism in Eukaryota, Viridiplantae, Streptophyta, Magnoliopsida, Proteales, Proteaceae. Gene Ontology annotation, biological process: defense response to other organism.
AUGGCAGAGAGUGUUGUAUUCUCUGUUGCACGAUAUCUUGGUGGCUUGCUAGCGCAGGAAGCAGAAAUAUUAGGCGGGGUGGCCAAUCAAAUUGUGAAUAUCAAAGAUGAAAUGCUACGGAUGCAAUGCUUCUUAAAAGAUGCAGAUGCAAGACAGGAUGAAAGCGAUCUUGUUGGUAAUUGGGUUUCAGAAAUCAGAGAGCUUGCUUACGAUGUGGAGGAUGCCAUAGACAGCUAUAUUCUCAAAGCAAAAGCUGCAAGCUUUUUAAAUCCAAAGAAAUAUAUACGACUUCACAAAAUUGGGAAGGAGAUCGAAAUGCUUCAAUCCAAGAUCCAGGCCAUCACUCGUAGUGUAUCAACUUAUGGAUUCAUAAGGACUGACCCAGGACAAGGAACAAGCUCUACAAGAGGGAUACGACAACAGUUGAGACAAUCCUGUCCGCAUUAUGAUGAUGGGGAUGUUAUCGGCAUAGAAGACAACAUUAAUGUAUUGAUUGCAGAGUUGAUCAAUAAGGAGGGCCCCCAUCUAGUUUCUAUUGUUGGGAUGGGGGGACUGGGUAAAACUACCCUUGCGAUAAAAGUUUACAAUCAUAAUGAUGUUAAGCGUCAUUUUGAUUGUUGUGCUUGGAGUUUUAUUUCCCAACAAUACCAAGGAAGAGCUAUUUUGCAGGAAAUCAUAAGGAAAGUAGGCAAUCAAACAGGAGUUGAGACGCUAAAUGAUGGAGAGUUGAAGGAGAAGCUUUACAAGCAAUUGGAGGAUAAGCUGUAUCUGUUGGUCCUCGAUGACAUAUGGAGCAAAGAGGCUUGGGAUGUUCUAAAACCUGCAUUUCCCAAAGGAAAGAAGGGAAGCAAAAUAAUGCUCACCACUAGAAUCAAAGAUGUGACUCUUUAUGCAGAUCCAUCAGGCUUUCUCCAGGAAUCUAGGUGUUUAACAGAGGAACAGAGUUGGGAACUGUUCUGUAAGAAAGCUUUUCUUUCCAAGAAUGUUGCUUCAAGUUCUUCUUCUUUAUACCAUCUAGAAGAAGAAAAGAAGAAGUUGGGAAGGGACAUGGUAAAAAAAUGUGGAGGUCUACCUCUAGCAGUUGUUGUAUUAGGAGGCUUGCUAGCAACAAAGAAGUCAAUUCAUGAAUGGGAGACGGUGGCUAAAGACAUUAUCAGGUACCUAAACAAAGUCGAAAAGAAUCAAGAACAAUAUGGUGUUUCAUGGAUAUUGUCUUUAAGCUACCAUGAUUUACCUUCUUACUUAAAGUCAUGCUUUCUCUACUUCAGCCUUUACCCAGAGGAUACUGAAGUCCAUAAAAAGGAAUUGAUCCAAAUGUGGAUAGCUGAAGAUUUUGUGCAGCAUAAUGGACAAGAAACAACAAAGGAGGAAAUGGGAGAACAAUACUUGCUGGAGCUGAUUAAUAGGUCAAUGGUUCAAGUGGGUGAAAGGAGCUCCCGCGGUAAAGUCAAAACAUGCCGCUUGCAUGACUUGAUGCGAGACUUUUGCUUGUGGAAGGCAAAACAAGAGAAUUUCCUUUGUACUUUUGGUGGUGGAAGCUCAACAGGCGAUGAUUCUUCUUCUUCUUCCACUGCUUCUGGGAUGGAACAACUGACUUAUUGUUCCUUAUGGUGGUAUGGUCUUACACAAGAUAACAAACCAUUGCGAAUGGAUGGAUUGAAGAAUCUCUUGAGUCUGAAGCUUGGUUGGGGAAAAAAGCUGCAGCUAGAAUUUGCUCUACCAAAAUUGGUAAAUUUGCGAACAUUGGUUUUACAUGAAAUCGACAGUACUGAUUUUUCCGAUGACUAUGACUGGUCACCACUUUCUCACUGUCGUAGCCUAUGGAAACUGUAUCUAUUUGGAGGGCUAAGGAAGUUGCCAAAGUUGGAAGAAUUCCCACCAAAUCUGAAAAAGCUAAAGUUGAAUCCAUCUCACUUGAAAGAAGAUCCAAUUCCAACUUUAAAAACGCUACCAAACUUGGAAAGUUUAACACUGGCAAAAGUAUAUUUUAUUUCUUUGUGGAGGGCUCGUGUUUCAUAUUAUGGUGGCCAUGAUAAAAUCCCAAAAUAUUACUUCCCCAUAGAGGGGUUUGGAAGACUUCAAUACCUACGACUAUAUAAGCUGGAGUUGGAGGAAUUGGAAGUGGAGGAGGGAGCAUUGCCAUGUCUUCUGGAACUACGGAUCGAAAGAUGCUACAUGUUAAGAAUGCUUCCUGAAGGAUUAAGAUUCAUCACUGCCCUCAACAAAAUGGAGAUAAUAAGCAUGCCAAUUACAUUCUAUGAAAGGGUUCGAGAAUAUGGGGAGGAUUGGCCCAAAAUCCAACACAUACCCUCCAUCAUUAUGCGAUGA